This is a messenger RNA of Emericellopsis cladophorae, 756 nucleotides long. RefSeq lists its product as uncharacterized. The transcript has a single exon. The record is from RefSeq and is a predicted model, not a curated record. Gene Ontology annotation, molecular function: fructose-2,6-bisphosphate 2-phosphatase activity. Gene Ontology annotation, biological process: negative regulation of programmed cell death; regulation of pentose-phosphate shunt; fructose 2,6-bisphosphate metabolic process. NCBI's taxonomy places the organism in Eukaryota, Fungi, Ascomycota, Sordariomycetes, Hypocreales, Bionectriaceae. Bases 1 to 756 code for a protein of 251 amino acids. Gene Ontology annotation, cellular component: cytosol.
AUGCGUCUCUUCUUGAUCCGUCAUGGCGAGACAGUGGACAAUGUCGCACAAGUCUACGCUGGCUCGCGCGACUCGGCACUGACCGCCCAUGGCGUCCUCCAAACCCGUCGGUUGGCCACGCACCUUGCAGGCAGCUCGUCCUCCGCAGCACGAGUCUUUUCCUCGGACCUGCAGCGCGCCGUCAAAACGGCUCAGGCCAUCUGUGACGCGCGUGCCAGCGGUGAAGAGCCUCUGCAGCUGCCUCAGCUUCGCGAGAAACAUUUUGGCACAGGCGAGGGUGCAAGCUUUAGCGCAGGCAGGGACCAUUCCCAUGAAGGCGCGGAGUCGUCCGAGGACAUGCGCGAGCGCGUCGACGUGUUUCUGCAGGAGCACUUGCUCCCCCUCGUCUCCUCUUCAGAUCAUGUAUACGUCGUCGCUCACGGUAUCAUCCUUGGCGUCUUGUUAAAGCAUUUGUGUCAGCAGCUUUCGCAGGCCUCCAUGAGUUUUGCUCCAGAGGCCCAACGCAUUGCCGGUCCGAGCAGCCUAUUGCUGCCGACCUGGAGCAACACGGGCUUCCUGGAGGCCCACGUGAUAUCAACAGAUACCAAGUGGUCCAGCACGAAGCUUCACAUCCUCCGAGUCAACAGUGUCGAUCACCUUCAAGGCCUCCGCAAGACGCGAGGUGGCAUCGGCAGCGCCCGCUUCGACGACAAGCAGAAGACGCUCAUGUCCUUCUUCCCACCAAAGAAGCGGAAGCGUGCCGAUGCCGACAAUUGA